This is a messenger RNA of Zophobas morio, 1321 nucleotides long. RefSeq names its product GTP-binding protein REM 1-like. The transcript is spliced from 6 exons. Gene Ontology annotation, molecular function: calcium channel regulator activity; GTP binding; GTPase activity. Gene Ontology annotation, cellular component: plasma membrane. The record is from RefSeq and is a predicted model, not a curated record. Lineage: Eukaryota; Metazoa; Arthropoda; Insecta; Coleoptera; Tenebrionidae. Bases 56 to 1249 code for a protein of 397 amino acids.
GGACUCCGACCGCCCCAUUCAGAGAUGCCGUAAGUCCACUUCUGACCUCACCGACAUGACCGACGACGUCGCCAACACCACGAUGACGUCUCUCAGCCGCCCCAGCUCCCCCCGGAGGAAAGGCUCGGUGAAGGGAGGCCUGGCUUACUUGGCCUCCCGGAGGGGGUCCCGGGACUCCGUCGCCUCCAACAUGUCCAACGUGUCCAACGAAGAUAUCGGGCCCUUGAAUUUCCAGAACACGGCUCGGGGGCGGCAGAGGCGUACGUCUAACUUUCUGGAGCUGCCAGUUCCAGACCACAUACGGCCCAGGGUGUGCUCCCUUCCGGAGAAGGCUUACAACCCUCGGCUCAGCGAUGAUCUCUACCGGUUGAGGACUUUCAGUAUUACGAACAAAGGGGGUGUAGUCAAUUGCGGAGAUUCCAUUAUAAACAGGAGAUCCAGGUCUAAUACCAGCGUCAACUCCACGGCCAGCAGAGCCAGCAACGUCUCCGGCGAGAGAUCGCCCUUCGAUGGAUCCUGCUGCGGCUCCGGUUAUCACACGGUCGAUUCCACCCCCCUGGGAUCCCCCGAGGAGAUGGAAGUGCCCAAGUAUCGCGUCGUCAUGCUGGGCGACUCGGGGGUGGGGAAGACGGCGCUCGUGUCCCAGUUUAUGACGUCGGAGUACAUGAAUACUUACGACGCUAGUUUGGACGACGAGUUCGGCGAAAGGACCGUCUCGGUGCUGCUCGACGGCGAAGAGUCCGAGAUGAUCUUCAUAGACCACCCCUCGUCCGAGAUGUCGGUGGAAAAUUCUCUCAGCACUUACGAGCCGCACGCUUGCGUCGUCGUCUACUCGGUGGUGGCGAGGCCGAGCUUCCAGCACGCCGAAGAGACCCUCAACUACCUGUGGCGGGAGGGGUACACGCAGGAGAAGAGCGUCAUCGUCGUGGGCAACAAGGCGGACCUGGCCAGGUCGAGGGUCAUCACGGCGAAUGAGGGCAAGGCGUUGGCGGUGGCCCGCGACUGCAAGUUCAUCGAGACCUCCAGCGGCAUCCAGCACAACGUGGACGAGCUCCUGGUGGGCAUCCUCAAGCAGAUCCGGCUGCGGGAGUCGCGCGAGAAGAAGAAGUCGGGAUCGAAGAAGGAGAGUAAUAAGCUGCACGGCUCCAAGACCAGUCUCAGCCUCAACAUCGCCCGGGAGAUCCUGCAGAAAAUCUGUAUGAACGACAUUAGCAAGUCGAGGUCUUGCGAGAAUUUACAUGUUUUAUAAAUUGUUGUAGAUUCUAUUUUUCUACGCUAAGAUUCUGAUAGAGGUGUUGGAAUUGUAUAAACUGUAGUUUUC